Molecule: messenger RNA, 1011 nt
Organism: Symbiodinium natans
Lineage: Eukaryota; Dinophyceae; Suessiales; Symbiodiniaceae
Source: the annotation of a GenBank genome assembly
AUGGCCAUGAUGGCAGGGCUUCACCUGCAGAGCUUGCCACGCAGAGUCUUAACAUCAGCUCCCUUGUCUUGCAGUGAUGUAGCCCCCUCUGUAGGUGCGCGCGGCAUCGCGAAGCGUGGGCAUAUACCCCGGCUGAUGCAGCGCCGGAUGUCAACGGAUUUUUUGGAACAGCUGCCAACGACGACUUUAUCUGCAGGAAUCAAUCAUACCUGUGCCAUUAGGACCGGUGGACUACUGGCUUGUUUCGGAGGGAACUCCAGCGGCCAGUGUGAUGUGCCACAUGAGUUGGGACCUGUUCUGGCCGUCUCCGCCGGCUGUCAUCACACGUGCGCAGUGCGUGCGGAUGGAAGGGUGGUCUGUUUCGGUCGGAACGCUGAAGGCCAGUGCGACGUUCCCCCUGAUCUGGGGCCGGUUGCGGCAGUUUCUGCAGGCUGCUAUCACACUUGUGCGGUGAGGGCUGAUGGUCGACUGGUGUGUUUCGGAGAGAACCAUGAUGGACAGUGCGACGUGCCAACAGACUUUGGCUCGGUUCUCACAAUGACGGCAGGCAUCUGCCGCACUUGUGCCACCAGGACUGACGGGCGGCUUGUGUGCUUCGGUGAAAACCCGAGAGGUCGAUGCAGCGUGCCUGGAGACUUGGGUCCUAUUCGGGCUGUUGCCAUGGGUGCUGCCCACACUUGCACUGUGACCGUGGAGGGCUACUUGGUCUGCUUUGGGAUGAACCACUAUGGCCAGUGCUCUGCGCCGCCAGACUUGGGCAAGGCCCUUGCAACUUCCGCGGGAACGCACCACACUUGUGUGGUGCGGGCUGAUGGCAGGCUGCUGUGUUUCGGAGACAACUUCGAAGGUCAAUGCAACGUGCCCUCAGACUUGAACUCCGUACUUGCAAUGUCAACAGGCCUCCGACAUACCUGUGCUGUAGGGGCCGAUGGGCAGCUGGUCUGCUUUGGAGAGAACUACCAAGGCCAGUGCAAUGUGCCUGCAGACUUGGGUCCGGUCCUGACCAUGUAA